AUACUAUUGGCAUAGACCAAAAAGGCAACGGGGCUUUUUCCCAGAUUCAUCGCGUUCACGGUGUCGAUCUGGUCUCGUUCCCCUAAGCCGACGCUUGUAGCAAUUGUCUCGUUGCUUCUGCCUAGCGUGCGCCCACUCACGGAAGGUUGUCCCAACCUCCCUACGCAAGUCGUCCAGACCUCUGCAUGAGCUCCCAAGACGCGACCCCUGCCUACAUAACAGGACGUCUAAGACCAUGUACUACUUGCAACGAAAAGUUUGCUGAAGACGCGAUCAACCACAUCAGUGCUUGCAUCCUCGUCCGGUACAUCCUAACUCAGCUUUGAUUGUUGCUUUUUGGCUCGACGUGCUGCCACGGCACUCCAUCUUCGGAAACGGGAACUUUACACGAAAAGCACUUCACCUUCACCAUGCCAACCUGGCUCGUUCACGGCUUUCGGUGGCCCCGCGCGCAAAUUCGCAUUCAUGUCAUCCUGCAAAACCUCGACGAUGCUGCACCGGAAUGGCUAAUGGCUCCUGCCACUACGGCCUGUUUGAUGCAGAACUUCAAGCGCCAGUGGCCCCAAGAGAUGGCUGCGCUACCGGAUUUACGCUUCAUCGAACAGUACGAUCCCGAUGAUCUAACCGUCAAGGAUCAGCCAUACGCAUAUGUAUGCGAUGUAGUGCAUGAGAUCAAGCUCGGAGCGGAUGUGGAGGAGAUGAGGGGAGCGGGGCUGGGGGACGACCAGUGGGCGGCCAUUGCUGAACUCCGGGACAAGGUGGCGCCAGGAGAGAAACUGGCCUGGUUCGUUGUAGUCAAUGGCGAUGUCGAGAGAUGGGCGCCGCCCCUGGAGGAGGAGGACGAUGAUAUAACGCCAGAGGCCAGCCAUGUCAGUGCAUCAAGUCAUCGAAGCAGCAUGGCACAGUCAGAUUCAACCCGCAACAAGGAACCAGAACGCCCUUCUUCCAGCCGGAGUUUCAAGAAGUGGUUUGGUGGGAAAUUGAGGAAAACGAAGAGCGGAAGGAACCUGAGAGGCGAUACACCAGAGGAUCCGGUUCCACCAUUACCGCCAAUAUCUCCUCGUUAUGCUCUGCAAUCUUCUAAUGGAAAAGCGCCCGCGCAGCAGAAGGCGGCAUCGUAAACGUUGAUGAUCUACAAGUUGACAAGCACAGUAUAUCACGUGGUAGCCGACGAAUCGAUGGAUGCGCGCGUGGUCGGCGAGAUGUUUUCGCAUGAAAUCAGGUCCAACAUUUCCUAGUAUAAAUAUAACUAUCUGUCUUGAUUCUCGUAUCUCAAACCAUGCUUUAGGUAGUCAGAAGCGCAAGAAUGCUGAUUGCUCGACGUUG
Messenger RNA from Alternaria rosae, 1326 nucleotides. RefSeq lists its product as uncharacterized. The transcript is spliced from 2 exons. Lineage: Eukaryota; Fungi; Ascomycota; Dothideomycetes; Pleosporales; Pleosporaceae. The record is from RefSeq and is a predicted model, not a curated record. Bases 411 to 1121 code for a protein of 236 amino acids.